UAUUGCUGAGAGCAUAUAUAGAUAUUUGCUUAGAAAUGGUAAUCUCAUACUUGCUCUUGUUUCUGGCUUUCAACAUAGUCGACGUUGGAGAAGGCCAAAAUGUGUGCGCUAAUGAAUCACGGUGUGGAGGCCAUGGCCCAGCCAUCCGAUUUCCUUUCCAACUUAACACCCAGCCAAAUGACUCUGGGUAUCCUGGGUUUACUCUCUCCUGCAUUGAUAGAAAACAUACGGUUCUCGAGCUGCCCAUUUCAGUGAAGCUUUUUGUCAAACAUAUUGACUACAAAUCUCAGGUAAUUCAAUUGUAUGAUCCAGAUAAUUGCUUUCCAAGCCAGCUUCGGUGGCUCAAUUUGUCUUCCUCUCCUUUCCGAUUCAAAGUAGAAGACCCUCAUAAUUAUGGCCAACAAGACCCUGAUUAUGGCCUUUAUGAAUAUGCCUUAUUCAAUUGUUCCUCGAGAUCAAAAGAUAUGGAUUACCAAUAUGAUCUGAUCUCUUGUCUUAGCGACCAUACCUACCAAGUUUACCCUGCGACUGACAUCACGGCGUCCCUCGUAUCUUGUACAAAGAUGUAUAAUCUUGUAUCAAUUCCAGAUGGUAUAAUACUCCAUCAUGAUAAAUAUGUCCAAUUCGAGUGGUUCACUCCAGAUUACAGAUACUGUGAAAUGAUCAAAGGCAAGAGAUGUGUGAGGAGUAAUAGUAAUGGAUCAGAAACUCCUCAGUGCAUUUCUAUUUCUACACAUACUCAUGGUACAUUAUCAAAGUCAGCCAUUGUUGGUGUCAUCUUAGGGUCAUUUCUACUGCCAUGUGUCUUUGGUCUCUACUGUUUUUAUUCUUAUGAUAAAGUAGAAAAAGAACAUCAAGCGAAGGUUGAAAAGUUUUUGGAGGAUUACAUAAAUUUCAGGCCUACAAGAUACUCAUACGCCGAUAUUAAAAGGAUUACAAAUCAAUUUAGUGAGAAGUUAGGCGAAGGAGCAUAUGGAACAGUAUUCAAAGGAAAGCUUUCCAAUGAAAUUCAUGUUGCAGUGAAGAUCCUUAACUCUUCUAUGGGAAAUGGAGAAGAAUUCAUAAAUGAAGUAGGAACAAUGGGUACGAUCCAUCAUGUUAACGUGGUUCGCUUGGUUGGGUUUUGCGCUGAUGGAUUUAGACGUGCUCUAGUUUGUGAGUUCUUACCAAAUGAUUCUCUAGAGAAGUACAUAUCUUCAACAGCCACCAAGAACCGUAUCCUUAAUUGGGAUAAGUUGCAAGAUAUUACUAUUGGCGUAGCAAAAGGAAUUGAAUAUCUUCACCAAGGGUGCAACCAACGAAUCCUCCAUUUUG
Messenger RNA from Corylus avellana, 1314 nucleotides. RefSeq names its product rust resistance kinase Lr10. Gene Ontology annotation, molecular function: polysaccharide binding; ATP binding; protein kinase activity. The record is from RefSeq and is a predicted model, not a curated record. NCBI's taxonomy places the organism in Eukaryota, Viridiplantae, Streptophyta, Magnoliopsida, Fagales, Betulaceae. Gene Ontology annotation, biological process: protein phosphorylation.